Messenger RNA from Saccharomyces eubayanus, 1296 nucleotides. RefSeq names its product Gfo/Idh/MocA family protein. Bases 1 to 1296 code for a protein of 431 amino acids. The record is from RefSeq and is a predicted model, not a curated record. Gene Ontology annotation, molecular function: nucleotide binding. The transcript has a single exon. Lineage: Eukaryota; Fungi; Ascomycota; Saccharomycetes; Saccharomycetales; Saccharomycetaceae.
AUGAACCGCAAGCAAAGAUCUGAAUACUCGACAAUACCGAAAUCUUCACCGAUUAGAGUGGGCUUUAUCGGAUUGUCCUCUUCGAAAGGAUGGGCUGUCAAGACGCAUUAUCAAGCCAUUUUACAGUUAUCAUCGCAAUUCCAAAUUACAGCACUGUACAACAAAAAAAUAGAUUCAUCUAUAGCCACCAUCAGAGAUCUGAAGUUAACCAAUGCCGUGGCAUACCCGACGCUAGAGUCGUUCGCCUCAUCUUCCAAUGUCGAUAUGGUAGUAUUUAGCGUGCGAACUGCUAGCUAUUUUGACUUACUAAUGCCGCUACUGGAAUAUUCUCGUGCCAAUUGUAACUUGAAAUAUUUAUUCAUGGAAUGGGGACUCGUAUAUUCUGUGAAGGAAAUGGAAACUGUUUUCCAUGCCGCAUCAGAACGUGGGCUGCAGACAAUAAUCUCUUUACAAGGACGUAAAUCACCAUACAUCAUAAGAUCUAAAGAGCUGAUAGAGGAAGGACACAUAGGGGAUAUUAAUUCAAUCGAAGUAACUGGAAAUGGUGGGUGGUAUGGUUACGAAAGACCUCUAAAAUCUCCCUCAUACCUAUAUGAAGUCGGCAAAGGCGUAGACUUAGUCACUACGUCGUUUGCCCAUACAAUUGAUCUCUUGCAAUAUAUCACAGGGUCUUAUUUCGGCGUAAUCAAUGCAAUGGUUUUCAAUAAUAUUCCUGAACAGGAGUUGGUUGAUGAGUUCGGUAGAAAAUUGGGAAAGACUGUGCCAAAGACUGUACCGGAUCAUUUAUUGUUUCAGGGAACUCUAUUAAAGUCGAAUGUGCCCGUUUCUUGCAGUUUCAAAGGUGGAUCGCCUACAAAGAAAUUCACCAAAAACUUAGUUAUAGAUAUACAUGGCACCAAAGGUGAUCUAAAAUUAGAAGGUGAUGCCGGGUUUAUUGAAAUAUCAAACUUGGUGCUUUACUAUAGGGGCGUUAAGGUAAAUGAAUUUCCAAAUAAAAAGGGUCAAGUCAUAUAUGAAGAAUCUUUCGGGGAUGAAGUAACGGAAGUGUUCCAUCUAAGGAAUUAUAAUGCAAUGGUUGGAAAUAUUUAUCGCCUUUAUGAAUCAAUUGCAGACUUCCAUUUCAAUUCUAAAAAUAUUCCUGAUUUGCCAUCGACAUUCGUCAUGCAAGGAUUUGAGUAUGAAGGUUUUCCGACUUUGAUGGACGGCUUAAUUCUUUGCAGACUUAUUGAAAGUGUCUAUAAGAGUAGUAGCUUGGGAGCAACUUUAAACGUUAGCAACAUAUCACGCUAUCAAUAA